Theileria parva strain Muguga is the source of this 2136-nucleotide messenger RNA. RefSeq lists its product as uncharacterized. Bases 1 to 2136 code for a protein of 711 amino acids. Lineage: Eukaryota; Apicomplexa; Aconoidasida; Piroplasmida; Theileriidae. The record is from RefSeq and is a predicted model, not a curated record. The transcript has a single exon.
AUGGCAUCGGAAGUUAAAGGUGAUUCUGCUUGUGUUUUUCCGGGAAAACAUGCGUUGCUUAAUUUAAAUAUGGGUGUAAAGCAUUCUGGCAGUGUUGACUGCUUUGAAAGAUACAAAUUCAUCUACGAUUUCUCAGAUGACAGACGCGCAGUCUCAAAAUGCGUCGAGUUUUUCACAUUUCCCGUAAAUCUAUUUAAAGUGCUAUUAGGAGAUCCGUCAAUUCGGGAACCAGACGAUAUAAAUGAGCCAGAUGAUAUAAAGGAGUCUGCAGCAAAGUUCUUGGCGUACGUAACUCCUGAGGCUGAGACGUAUGUCCUGGCGGUGCCAACCAACUCCAAUCUGAUACUAUUCCGCAAACUUGAAAUCUACUCAUGGGAACGUAUCAACACUCAAGUAAACUUGUCAAAGCUGGAAAUCUCUAAUAGAUAUACUCAUGACUAUGAAGAGUAUUUUGAUUUCGAAUUGGAAGAUUACAGGGAACCCAGCCAACUUGGUUUGGAUUUUUCUAAACCUUAUUACUAUGAUCUUGAGGAGACUAAUUUUAAAAUCGUUUUCAACACCUUUUGCCAUAGUAUUUCAUAUGAAGAGAAGGAAAUUUGGGAACGAACCAGAGAUAACGCUCGCCACGGCUAUCCCAAUUCCCUCAAUUUUGACCUGAUUUCAGGUGAUGUAACCGUCACUUUCAUCGAUGGAACUACUGAACAUCUUUACAGUAUUAGACCUACUGUCAAACGGUCUAGAGAUGAAUCGGAAACCAUUUACUCAACUAAUGUGAAGGCUGAGUCAAAUAGCGAAAAAGUUGUGAAGGCUGAGUCAAAUAAUGAAAAAGUUGUGAAGGCUGAGUCAAAUAGUGAAAAAGUUGUGAAAUCUGAGCCUCUUUACAGUAUUAGACCUAGUAUAAAAAGACCUAAAUCUGAAGUUAGUUCCACUAACUUAGUUAACCUGAAACUUGAACCAAAUAAUGCAAAGUCUGAACCAAGUAAUGAGAAUGUAGAGGAGAAAUCAGUGUUACCUAAGGUUAUAACUCUAGACAUUAAUACGAUAAUGUCAACAAACGAGUAUAAAACGGUUUGUGGUCCAGGUUUCCACUAUUUCAAGGCUAAUGACGGGUUUGUGUUUGGGAAGAUAGUUGAGGGCCGUAGAGUGAUUAAAAAGUUAGAUAAUCCCAUAAACCGCUAUGAAGUCUACGAAGGCUAUCCCGCGUAUUAUGACCACUUUGUAAAUACAGAACGAUUUCAGUUUCUCAGGCCUAACAAAGAUAAUUUAAAAUUCUAUACCAAUAAUAAAUUACUUACGCCUGAGGAUUACAAGGUUAAAUCUACCAAGUAUCUUUAUAGAAUUGACUUUCACAAGCCUUUAUACAGGAUAACAUAUGGUGACAAGGUAGUCUGGGAGUUUGACUAUUAUGAACACGAGUUUCUCCCUACCAGUCUUUACUUCACACACAUGAAUAACAUGAUUCUAUUGUUUCCCAACGGAGUUCAUAGAGAUGUGAAAAUUAGUGUUAACUUGUUAAAAUUUUAUAAACAGGAUGAAUUUGGUAAUAAAAUACAACUGGAAGAAUUAGACUACGAGAUUAUGAAACCUGGAGAUAACAAAAGAUUUUACACACUAAGAGAAAAUAUUAAAUGUGUUGAGGUUUGGUAUGAUGGAUACAUGGUCUGGCAAUAUGAUAAAGAGUAUCCUAUAUCAAUUUGCUGCGACUACACAUUGGACAGAGUAGACAUUAGAUUCAGUUCCUAUGUAGGCUCAUUUGUCAGAUUUGAAGGCUCCAGUUCGUUUACGCAAGUUCAUUACUUCCCUAACCACUUAAAACUCUAUGCACAGGAUGAUAAAAUUGUAGAAUUGAGCCAGGAUAAUUACAGAAUUGAAGUUGUUAAUUCUACAACUGUAAAGUAUGUAAUUAAGCCUGUGAAAUAUGACCGGAUGAUAUUUGAGAAAUCACUUUUAUGGAAACAGAGAAAUGGAGCACCAAUUCCCAGGAAAAUAAUCCACAAACUUGUAAAUCCCACCAUUCUCCUGCAUCACGAUACUUCACAAAAUCAGACAAAGAUAAGAAAAUUUAACAGAUACAACGGAACCUGGGAUCUUAACAUUUUUAAUCCAAUCUCUCAUUCUUACACAUUAAUCACAUAG